This is a messenger RNA of Papaver somniferum (opium poppy), 2011 nucleotides long. Its product is annotated as caldesmon-like. Gene Ontology annotation, cellular component: nuclear microtubule; mitotic spindle. The coding region runs from base 166 to 1758 and encodes 530 amino acids. The transcript has 7 exons. The record is from RefSeq and is a predicted model, not a curated record. NCBI's taxonomy places the organism in Eukaryota, Viridiplantae, Streptophyta, Magnoliopsida, Ranunculales, Papaveraceae. Gene Ontology annotation, biological process: activation of protein kinase activity; mitotic spindle assembly; regulation of mitotic spindle organization. Gene Ontology annotation, molecular function: microtubule binding; protein kinase activator activity.
UCCCGUUCAUUGCGUCCCUUCAUUCUCUCCCUCACUAUUCUGUAGAGAACUCAAAAUACCCCCAAAUAUCCUCUCUCUCACUCACAAAACCCUAAAUUCGAUUUUUAAUACUUUAAUUAAUCCCCGUUUUGAAUCAAUUUCCGGGAUCAAAAAAUCUGGAAAAAGAUGUCGACUCCUGUGAAAUCCCCAAAACCAUCACGAUCCGAAAAUUCAAAUCCGAAUCAGUGUGCUCUAACUAGUCCUUUGCAGAAGAAAUCUCCAUUGAUCUGUAAUAAGUCUGAGAAACCGAAGAAAUUUGGUCUGAAGAGUUUAUUGAAUGUUUCUCCACGAAACAAGAUCCAGGAAAGAAAAUUUGUAGUUGCAAAGAAAAACCCUAAAAAGGCAUCUACAUCAACCUCAGAAGUUACCUGUAAAUGUAGAGAUAAGAAGAAGAUGGAUGAUAAUCUGAAGAAAUGUCCUUGUAUUGCUUAUCAAACACUUAGGGCUUCUCAAGAGGAUUUUUUCAGGAAUCGGAGUCUUUCGGUACAGGAAUCGGUUGAUGUACAUGAAUCCGAAGAAUCAAAGAGAGUUGCUGAGAUCGAAGAAGAGCAGGAGAAGAAAUUGAAUGAGUUUCUUAGCGGAGAAGAUGAAAUUGAAGAAGAAGUUAAAACCCUAGAAACCCUAGAAAGUAAUGAGGAUUCAUUAAAUUCACCAACUAUUCAACAAUCUGAAGAUUUGGAAGGAGAGAAUGAAAUGGGAAGUUCAAAAAUAAAGAGAAGAAGAGCAAGAGUACUUGAAGAAGCACGGAGCAGUGUACCGGAUUUGGGGUCUGGAAAGGUACAGCACUUGGUGAAGGCUUUUGAGAGUCUACGGUUUAUCCCCAAGAGAUCAACGCAGAAGGAAGGAGGAGAAGAAGGAGAAGGUACAGAGAAGGAAGAAGAAGAAGAAGAAGAAGAAGAAGAAGAAGAAGAAGAAGAAGAAGAAGAAGAAGAGGAUGUUAAGAAGGGAAUGAAAUGGGCAUUACCUGGUAUUCACCAACCAAAAAUACUUUCAGAGAAGAAAUUUUCUGCAGAAUCUUUCUGCCCAGCUGAGAAGUUCUCCUUCAAAUUGGGCACGUUUGAUAUUGGAUCGGGUGUGUCUUCUUCUUAUGAUAGCAGUCAAGGAAGCAAAAAUUCAACUGGAGGUGGCAGAAGGAGUCGGAGAAAUAGUUCUGAUUCUUCUGGAGCAUCUGGUGUAAGGAGAUGGAGGAAAAAACAACAACUUAAAGUCACUAGUCAAAAGCCAUUCAAGCUUAGAACUGAGCAACGAGGGAAACAUAAAGAAGAGGUAUUCGUAAAGAAAGUACAGGAAAUGUUUACGGAAGAGGAGAAGCAACGUAUACCCAUUGCGCAAGGCCUUCCAUGGACAACAGAUGAACCAGAGCAUUUGAUAAAGCCACCAGUAAAAGACAUCACGAGGCCCAUUGACUUGAAACUUCACAGUGAUGUUCGAGCAGUUGAGCGUGCAGAUUUUGAUACUCAGGUUGCAGAGAAGUUAAGCUUACUUGAACAGUAUAGAAUGGAAAAGGAUAGGCAGCAAAAGUUGGAAGAAGAGGAAGAAGUCAAGAGGUUGAGGAAGGAGCUAGUUCCAAGAGCUCAACCAAUGCCAUACUUUGACCGCCCUUUUAUUCCUAAAAGAUCAGUGAAGCAUCCAACAGUUCCAAAAGAACCAAAAUUUCAUAUUCCUCAUCACAAGAGGAUCAAGUGCAUGUCCUGGAGUGACGUGAGCAGCAUAUGCUGAGUUGGGAGACAUGAGAUGAGAAGAAGAAGAAAGAGAUGAAUGAUUGGUGAUGUAAAACAUUACUUGACCUUGAAAAGAAAAAGACAGAAUUUUUUCACCAUUGAUCGAUCGAUCAUUUGUUCUCCAUUUUUUGAACUUUUUACCAGUACAUUUAAAGAUCAUUCUGUGACAGUUUCUUUUAUUUUUUUUUGUUUGUGUAUGUCAAGCAAAAGCAAUAGCUUUAAUUGCAAUGUUUCUUGAGAAAUCUUUGACU